UUGAUUGGGAUUUCAAUAACCCUAGCCACAGCAGGAACUGAUUCAAAAUCAAGUAAAAAGGCAACAACGGUGAAGCCUGCGACCGCGUUAAAAUCUACCGGAAGCGAAAAUGGCAAAACAGCUACAAAACCGACUGCAAAGACAGCAACUACAGCUAGCACAACACGUAAAACGCUGAAGUCAUCAGCAGGCGGUACAGCGGAUGCCAGCGAUAAGCGAGGCAAACGUACGCUUUACGAUUUCGAAAACGCCGGCUAUCUCUAUCCGGAAAUUGCAAGUCGGCGUGCGGGCUACGAGAAUGAUGGGCAAUCGUAUUAUCCGCAAAGUGGGUAUUAUAAUGGACAAGACGCCAUUGCACAAUUUCCAACCAACUUCAUUGGUCCCCAAUACUAUCCCCAAUACUUGGAAGCGCCCGAGCCUAUUAUUGAGAUUAUCAUUAAAGACUCAAAUGAGACGCUACCCGAACCAGAACCUCAACCCUUAGUGACAAAGAAGAAGAAGGAGAAGGUGCAUGUAUUCUAUGUAAACUACAAGAAGGACCAGAACAACAAACUGCAUUUGGAAAGCCCCAUCGCCUCACUUAACAACGACGAUAAUGAGGAUGAAGAGGAAGAGGAAAUCGUACACUACCCACUGCCGGCAACUCCAGCGCCACCAGUCAAGACCACCACUCUACGCACCAUAAUCCACCCUGAUUCGGAGAAAUAUCACAGCAACAGUGGCAUACAUGUGACCUUCGGCUCCGAGGAUAAAUCGCAGGCGGGACACCAAAUCGAAGAACAUGACGCUGAAAGCAUACAAAACCAAGUAGUGGCCAUACCGGUUGGCGGAAGUGGGCAAGCAGGAAGCUACAAAGCGGAUUCUUACAACACUCGAGCGGAUUUUGGUGCGAGCCCACAAGGACACGCACAAGCUGGCGCUAGUCAGUUAUUCACCGAAUCUUUCCAGCAGAAACACUAUCAGCACCAGCAGCAGCCACAGCAACAGCAACCACAUCAGCAGGCACAUAUUCAGAAGCAACAAUUGCCACUGCAGCAUACCGGUAAUUACUUCCGUCCGCCAGCGGCUCUGGUGCAACAGCCCCAACCGAGCUUCUAUCAAAAGCAGCAAUAUACUCAGUACCAGCCACAACACCAACAACAGCAGCAGACACAACAGCAACGACCCGCCUUCAAUUCAGCUUUCAACAGCGCAGUUGCACCUCCACCAGCACCGCCAACACCACCGUCUCCAUCACCAGUACCCACCUUGCAACAGCUGCCACAAGCACAAACACAAUUCCGCAAGACCUUUGCGGCUUCCAGCGCACCGCAAUCUCACUUCUUCUUUAACCAAAAUCAACAAUACCAGCAGCAGCCCAGCAACCAGCAGCAAUCAUUCUUCAGCAGUUUAUUUCAAAAACCUACUCCCGCACCCGCUAAGCAGUCGGUCUUCUUCCCCACCGCGCCGCCUAAGAGUCAGGAGUUGCCCGCGCGCCAAUCAGGUUUGCCAUAUCAGCCGGUGAAAUUCCGUCCUACUUUGCUACCGGCGCAACCCCACAUUAAACCAGUGCCGAUACCCGCAAAGCUGGAGAAUACUAACUAUCAAACUGCGCAAACGCACCAGCAACACUAUCAACAACAGCAGCCGCAACAGCAGCAACCACAACAACAUCAGCACGCCCAACCGCUGAAACAGCAACAGAACUAUCACCCACAACAACCCUAUCAAUUCAACCGCCAACCGCAAUACGUGCAUCAGCCGACCUUCUCACUGCCCUCACCACAGCCAACGCAACCGAAUGCGAACAGCGCCAGCAGCAGCAGCGGUAGCAGUGGUAGCAGCAACUAUUUUAAGCAGUCACAACAAUCACACUCACACACGCAGCUGCUGAGCCAGAAACUAGCCUCCAGUCGUUACCAGCCACAGCAGCCACAGGCACAUCAGUCGCAACAGCAAUCGCAACAGCCAUUGCAACAACAGUCGCACCAACAAUCUUAUCAAACUCAGCAAAAGACCCAACAAAGUCAAAAGCAAGCCUUCCAAAGUCAACAAAUUAGCUCAUCUGUUGCCAAUGGCCCCACCGCCGCUUCACUGCAUUCAUCCGAUCCUAUUAAGUCGCUGCACAACUACUUUGGCGCAGAUCCUUCAAAGGAGACUGAGCUUCUUAAAUCCAUACCGAAAUACGAGCAACAUAUCACGGAAACUAUCGAGACACCAAUUGGCGGCGGACAAUACAAUGGCUUUGGAAGUUUUGGCUUCCACUCACAGAAUCAGGUAUUGCACGACAUACCGGCGCCGCAGUUGGGACCCACACCUGCGCCAAAUCACGCACAACAAUCCUAUUCAAGCCAACAACAGCAACACAAUCAAUAUACAAGCGGCAAUGCUGGCUCUUCGGCAGUUUCAUCAAGCGGUCACUACAUCAGCACUGCAGCUCAGCAUACUUCACAAAGUCAGGCACAAGCACCGCAAGAGCAACAACAUUUUAGCAACUUUGUGACCGCACAUAACAGUCCCCGAAAUGGCUACAGCACCACGACGCUAGCUCCACCUCAGUACGCUCAAACUACGGAUGGAGAGAAGGUCAUGAUUGUCACACCCAUGCCACCGAAUGCGUAUAAUCAGUACCACUCUAGCCAGUUUCCUCAACAAACCGGUGCCACACAUGUGCUAGCCAGUCAGCCCACGAACUACGCACAACAACCGAGGCAGACCGCUGGUAGUCUUAUUGCCUCAUCUCUACCCAAUACUGCUGCGGGUAGUUCACCACAAUUUAGCGUCUCUACCUUACACUCGGAUGUCUUUAAACAACUCGAACAGCGCCGCAGCGAGGAUAAAACUCCAGUAAGCCAGUUCAGCUUUGGAGCACAAGUGGCAUCUGGUAAUGAUAAACCCUAUCUGCCAACUACCCAAUCCACUAGCAGCAGCAGCUAUGGUCAAGCCUCUUCCACGGCAAGCAGUAGCAACGCUGAGCAGAACGCACAACCCACGCUAAAUGAGGUGAAGAGCACAAAAGCUUCACAAACACUACUACAGCUGCCCGAUGAAGUGCCUGAUGAUUUGCGCCAACAGCUACUGUCAUCUGGCAUACUUAAUAAUGCAGAUAUUUCCGUGUUGGACUAUGAUAAGGUAGGCGACGUGGCGUUGGAGAAUCUGCCCGCCGAACACUUGCAGCACUUCUAUGGUGCGGGUGGUGCAGCACAAAUCUCUGCAUCCAAGAAAGUCGUUACCGUCGUAAAGCCAAAUGGUGACAAGGUGGCGCUAAGCGAAAAGGAUAUCGAGCGCGUUAAGGAAUCAAAUGCAUUGCCACAUAAACAGGGUGUGGACGUGAAAGUGGUACACUUUGAUGCAGACAACGAGAAGCGCGUUUCGGAAAAGUAUAUUAAGUCGGAUGCGACUGUGGUGCCACCAGUGGACUUGGCGGCAGAGAGGCAGUAUAAUCGCUACCUGCCGUUGAAAAUUAAUGGUGCUCAGUUCCCACUGCCGGACAAUGAAGAAUUACGUGGCAAGAAGGUGGUGAGUGUCGUCGUUUUGGCGCCAGUGGAAGCGCAGCCACCUACCAAUGCGGCAGGUAGUAGUAGUAGCAACGAAAGACGCAGUGAACGUGAGGCGUCAGUGGACGACAAGGAAGUGAAAUUUCUGGGAGGUGACCUAAUAAAGACGCUAGUUAAGAAGCCCACAAAAGAGAAUUUUAAGCGCUGGCUGGAGAAGGAAGCGCGUACGGAUGUGGAACAGCAAUCGGUGAUUCUGCUGGUGGCGAAAUCUAGCGACAAUGCAGAGCAAGAAAUUUUCAUGUACGACAUCUCCACCGGAGCCGUGAAUAAAUUGAAUGGUGAACUAUCCAGCGCUUUCGUAAAUGUAGCCGAAGAGAAUGCCAGCUCUGAGGAUUUGGAACACGCUUCAACAUUGGAUCCAAGCGUACUGGAGACAAUGAUGCAUAAGAGUCGAAGAUGAGCGAUGUACGCUGCAUUCAAAUGUGCCACUCAAAUGUGCGAAAAAAAGCCAUUAUAAAAAACAAAAUUCAUUCAAUAUCUGUACGAGAUAAAAGCGAGUCCGACUUUGUGAAAGUCUGUUAUCGAAGCUUUCAAGCAGGUUUCGAAGAGCAAAUGAGCUAGUGCAGGUCUAAAAUAUGUUAGUUUAUUGUGAAAAGUUGAUAACUUCAUUUGUACAAAUUUUCGCAAAGCUUUGAAUACAAUAUUUUGCAUCUGAAGGAUUCGAUAUUUAUUAAAAGAUUAUUUUGCCCAUACGUAUAAAAUAUAAUACAUUCGCUAUUGAAGUUAGAAUACUUGGGAGACCUUUACUGCUCUGGAAUUUUAAGAAAACUGCGCGGUUUUUCGUGUUUGAAUUUCAUUCAAAUUCAAAUAAUUCUGCAUACAUAUAAACAGCACAAAUUUUUGGUUUAGUUUUUGUCAAUUUUUUG
Messenger RNA from Rhagoletis pomonella (apple maggot), 4402 nucleotides. RefSeq names its product daxx-like protein. The record is from RefSeq and is a predicted model, not a curated record. Lineage: Eukaryota; Metazoa; Arthropoda; Insecta; Diptera; Tephritidae.